GUUUACAUGUACCAAAAACUAUAUAACACACUACAGGAAGGGACUAGCCGCUCACGCCUAAAUGUGUGCUUACUUUUGUACCCUGGUGAGUCCAAAUAUCACACGCAUAUUUGCCAAGCUAGUAUAAUUAGCUGUAGGGGGGUUUAUGUCAUCCCUCCACCCUCUCUUCCUGUGAUAAACACAGUGCUGAACAUGAAGCGAGAUAAACAAUCACACAUUCAGAAGGGCAACACAGCGGCUAAACCGAGGCGGAGGAGGAGGAGAGGCAGCGUGUGGAAUAAGCUAAUAGCAUGAAACCUAUAGAGAUAUGACGAUGUCUCUUUUUGAGUUAAUUCAAGUGAGCCAGGAGCUGAUGAGCGGACUGCUUCACAAUGUGUCCGUGUCUCUCGGUCUGCUGACCCGACUCACACACAGCAGGAGCUGCAGGUCUACAGAAAGGAAGCGGAAACAUAAAUCCACGCAGACCAGCAGACGAGAUGACAUCCUGCAGACUCAGGAUGGCACUCUGUGUGCGGCAGAAAUCGGCUCUGAACUCCAGAAACAGUUUGCCAUCCUACCAGGGGGCCGCGGGAUGAAUGGCAACCCCAUCAUCGUCUUACCAGAGUUCCCAGACUUCAGCGAGCUGGAGGAGGAGGAAGUCCAAAAUGUCCUCGGCUACCUCAGCAGCGUCCCCAGCGUUGCAGCAUCAGGAGUGGGUUUCAUCCUGGUUAUCGACAGGCGACUGGACCGAUGGGCUGCCGUCAGGGCUACCCUGCUCCGCAUCGCAGGUUCAUUUCCAGGGAACUUAUACUUGGUUCUGGUGUUGCGUCCGACGACUUUGUUCCAGAGGACUCUGUCAGACUUCCUGUUCAAGUACAACAGGGAUGAGUUCAAAAUGAAGGUGGUGAUGCUGAGUUCAGUGACUGAGCUCCAUGCCUAUAUCGACCCGGGACAACUGACCACAGAGCUGGGAGGAACGCAGGAGUACUCCCAUGAAAGCUGGAUCUCACACCGCACUGCAAUCGAGGCCUUCGCUCUGAUGGUGAAGACCACGGCGCAGACUCUGCAGGCGUUUGGCACUGAGCUCGCAGAGACAGAAUUACCCAACGAUACCGAAGCCACCACCGCCCUGCUGCACACACACUCUCAGAAGAAGGACAAAAUGAAGGAGGACCUACAGGUGGCGCUGUCUCAAGGGGGGCGCCUGCUGGAGUGUAUAAACGAGCCUCUGCAGACCGACCCUGAAUACAACAUGACCUAUGAUGAACUGGAAAACUUAGCCACUGUACAGAGACUCCUGGGUCAGCUGGAUGAAACAGAAACAGCCUUCGAUGACUUCUGGGAGCGUCACCGCACCAAGCUGGAGCAAUGCUUACAGCUGCGCCACUUCGAGAAGCACUUCCGUGAAGUGCGCACUCAGCUCGACGUGACAUCGGAGCGGUUGUCUGGUUUCUCUGAAGUCAGUGUAAGCCCCGCCCACGCUGAGCACGUCCUCCGAGAGCUCAGCGGACAUGAGGACAAAGCCUGUGACGCACUAGACCACGCAUUGUCCCUGGCCGGUGAAGGUGACCGGCUGAUAGAAAACUCCCACUAUGCUGAGGACUCCAUCAGGCCGAAGUGCAGCGAGCUGAGAGGAGUGUGUGAGGAGAUCAGCUCCACCCUGAGGAGCAAGAAGAGCCUCCUGCUCAGAGCCAUGGAGCUGCACCACGCUCUGGAGAAGGCGUCUCGGUGGUGUGAAGAGGGCAUCUUCCUGUUGGCCAGCCAGCCUGUGGACCGCUGUCAGUCUCAAGAUGGAGCUGAGGCCGCUUUACAGGAGCUGGAGCGGUACCUGGAAACCGGGUCGCUGCACACGCUCACCGACCGCAGCGCCAUCUGCUGCCAGUAUGAGGCGGUGAUCACCUCUCAGCUCAGGGAUCAGGUAGAGAAGGUGUUCCAGAAGCAGAGCUCGGUCCAGGAGAUGUUUGAGAAGAGACGCGUCAGCCUGAAGAAGCUCGCCGCCAAACAGACCAGACCCGUCCAGCCAGUCGCUCCCAGACCUGAAGUCAAGUCCCCACUCUCCUCUCCCAAUCAACAGAGAAAAGAGAGGAGAUACUCGGCUGAUAAUGCCAUCUGUAAAAGGGUGGAGUCUCCCAUACACAACGGUGGCACUAGACAUGUGUCUCUCUCAGAAGAAGAGGAAAACCUGGCAGUACUUCGGCGCCACGUGAUGAAUGAGCUUCUGGAGACGGAGAGAGCUUAUGUGGAGGAGCUGCUGUGCGUGCUGGAGGGCUAUGCAGCGGAGAUGGAGAACCCAGCCAUGGCUCACCUCAUCCCCAGCACCCUGCUGAGCAAGAGGGUCGUUCUGUUUGGAAACAUGUCUGAAAUCUACCAGUUUCAUAAGAGGACGUUUCUAAAGGAACUGGAAGCGUACACUGACUGCCCAGAACUAGUGGGCCGCUGCUUUUUAGAGAGGAUGAAGGACCUGCAGAUCUACGAGGCGUACUGUCAGAAUAAACCUCGCUCUGAGAGUUUGUGGAGACAGUGCUCCGACUGUGCCUUCUUCCAGGAGUGCCAGAAGAAGCUGGAACAUAAACUUGGUUUGGACUCCUACCUCCUUAAACCUGUCCAGAGAAUCACCAAGUACCAGCUCCUGCUAAAGGAGUUGUUGAAGUACAGUAAGGGGUGUGAUGGCUGUGAUGACCUGCAGGAAGCUCUCUCCUCCAUCCUGGGGAUCCUGAAGGCUGUGAACGACUCCAUGCACCUCAUCGCCAUCACAGGAUACGAGGGUAACCUGUCAGAUCUGGGUCGCCUGAUGAUGCAGGGCUCCUUCAGCGUGUGGACGGAGCAUAAGAAAGGUCACGCCAAGGUCAAAGAUCUGGCCCGGUUUAAGCCCAUGCAGCGGCACCUGUUCCUGCACCAGAAGGCCCUGCUGUUCUGCAAGAGGAGGGAGGAGAACGGGGAGGGCUACGAGAAAGCUCCGUCGUACAGCUUCAAACACUCCCUCAGUAUGAGUGCGGUGGGCUUCACAGAGAACGCUAAAGGAGACAACAAGAAGUUUGAGAUCUGGUGUAACUCCAGAGACGAAGUUUUUAUAGUCCAGGCUCCAACACCAGAGAUUAAAACAUCGUGGGUGAACGAGAUCCGCAAAGUUCUGACGCAGCAGCUCAAAGCCUGCAGAGUCAAUGUUUCAGAUGCCAGUCAGCAGAAGAGCUCAGACUCAGCUUUCCAGAGUCCCGCCAGCAACAACUCCUCUAUCUCCCUCAGUCCCUUUCGUAGUAGUGGUUCGAAAAGCCAGAAGAAGACAGAGGAGAAGAAGGCGGAGGCGAACGCGAUGUCCGACUCCUCUUCUUCACCCAAACACAAAGAUGACCCAGUGACCAGUCCCACCACUGACAGGUCUGCAGUGGCUAAAAAGCGUUUUACUUUGCAAGGCUUCAGCACUCUCAAGAGUCCCAAAGGCUCGGCCAUGAGCCCCGAGCACGGCUCCAAACGCCACUUGGACCCCACACCGUUUGGGUUCAAAGGCUGGAACAAGGCGUCUCUCUCGGUGGACGCCUCAGAAGAGAAUGAUGGGUACUCCAGCAGCGAGGACCCCAUGAACUCUGACCCCGAGGACGACGUAGGGAAGAAGCUGGCUGCAGGAAAGUAUACAGUGUUUGCAGACUGUGAGAAGGCGGGACCUCAAGAGCUGUCAGUCAAGAGUGGAGACAUGGUGCAGCUGAUCAGAGAAGGAGAGGAGGAACAGUGGUUUGUGAAGAACCUCCGCAGCAGUAAGGAGGGCUGGGUCGCUGCAGCAAACCUCCUCAGCCUCAUCUCAGAGUCGAAGUCCUCUCAGUCACUCAGCAGCUCAGCAGAUGGCAGCGUCUCUGGGAACAUCAGCACUUCCUCCAGCUGCAGCGAGACAUACACCAGCUUCUCCGACAUCAAACCCUGACCUGGAUCCAUCACAGAACAAGGUCCAUGUGGAUUUACAACAAAAAGCCCUAAAUCAGACCCUGACAGGAGGACGAAUCAAAUCACAGAGACCAUCCACGUCACAGUUUGAGGAUCCAACUAUAAAUCAAUCAUCUCUGAAUCUGCGGGUGUUGCCAGUGUUUUAGCUGAGUCAUCAACGCCCCUCUUUCUUACAGUAUUACUUUCUCAUUUUAGAUUAUUUCACCUUUAAAGUUAUUAACAUGAAAGGUAUGUUCACAGUGGCAGAUAAUUGGAAUAACAUCAGGGAGAAGUAGUUUCACAUCAUACAGUCACGUCAGGCCUUCUUUAAAAAUAACAUUACUGUAAACUACAGAUAAAAGUCUUCAGUCUAUUAUUUAACCCAUUUGGUUAUGGAGCAUUAAAGUGGGCAGAUUUAAAAAUAUCUGCGCUACAAUGAACUCCAUCACAGCAUAGCGAUAGAUUCUUGUGUGAAUCAGCGACAGGUAUAGAUGCUAUCAGACCGGCCUUUCACAUCAUGCUUUAGUGUCAGACAUUAAUCGCACACUCUGAAAACUGGCAGCUGGCUGCAACAAGAAAAAAGCUUUUGGUGCAUAGUGGAGCAGGUCACACCUUCAGGCCGUCUUACUGGAAGUCUGGUCACCUCUUUGUACGUAAGGUCAUAAUGUCUGGCGGGCAAAGGGUGUCAAAUAUUCAAGAAUGCUGUAUUCCCCCCAUGUCGUCGAUAAGAGCUUCCCUGGUUUCACCGUAUUAACUUAUAUAAUUCAUCACUUGGUGAAUGUCAGCCACAGCACCACCCGGUGGGCAGAUGUCAUGCAGCUACACAUGAAAUCACUUAACAGAGCGGCAGCUUAGAACAACUUUUAAAACCUCUUUUCUUUUUCCAAGGAUGAUUGUCUAACUGGCCUCUGCACUGCUCUGGGUUUACCUCUCAGGAAGGUGUGUGGGCAGGCAGGUGUGACUGCAUACCUGUGUGUCUACUACAUGUCUUUGUUUGUGAGUGUGUGUGUGCAUUCUUGCAUAUGUGUGUGCACUUCAAAAAACAACUCCAACUGGCUAUUUAGCCGCAGCUGGAUCAGAGCUACACAUUAGGAUAUUUCAGCUCAAUUACUCAUGCUUUUACCUGCUGGGUUAGUUUCUCAUUGGGAAAAGUUCAUUAAUAACCAUUUUAGGGGCUCCUCGGACAGAAAAGUCUCAAUACUCUGCACACAAAUCCAGUUUGUGUGUCAUGGCCUAUCUUUGGUUUGCACUGCAGUAACAAAAGCAGCUUUGUCCCUCCCUCUGCUCCCAGCCCCACUCAGGCAUGUGACAGCAGCCACCUCUCCUCAAGCAGGGCUAACCCGGAGACUUUUCUCCACAGGCCCUGCAGCGAAAUGUGUUGUGAUGAUGUAGCAAGGCAAUUGAAUAACAAGGUGCAUCACGUUUUGAGUUGGCUAAUAUGGCACUGUAGUGGGAACCAGGAUACAGGUUGAUGACACAUCUCUGACAACCAGCUGCUGUGACACACACACACACAAAUAACCUGUGCUAUUCUGAACAUUGAAUGACACCUGAACAUUGAAUGACACCUUUUUUCUUACGUGGUUUUUCAAAGGUGUUUUUGAUACCCCUAGAUUUCUACUGUAUCCACGAGGCGCACUGUAAAACAAUCUCUUCCUUUUUCCAUUUUCAAUGUCGAAUGUGUGACUGUUGUUAAAAACAGAAAAAGUGCAGCAUGCUGUUACACUAAAAACCAGCCCCGCCCGUUUAUUACUUAAUAAAUGGGUUGCAUUUGUCCAUCACUGUGGUUUUGUUCAAUUCGACCCUGAUUUGAGCUUUUUGCUGAAAACCACUUUUAUACGCAUGUCCUCCCUGUGAAAGGAAAAAAAAAUCUCCAGAAAAAGGAAGCUUAAUUGUAAACCAGAGAGUAAACUGAGGCUGGCAUUGUGUGUGGAUCCAUGUCAGUGGGAAAUUACACUUGUACAGAUGUAAUACCUCACAUUGUUUCCCUCGAGAGCAUGUACAUUGUGAAGCGGAUCAUGAGUCUGUGCAUCAUCUCUCUUUGUGGCAUGAUCUUCAUACUCCUCUCGCGGCAAAGCCCUGAACAAGGCAAGUAUUUUUUACCAGGCACUGUUGUAUUCUGUGAGAGUUUAUUUUCUGCCCUCAUAAAGCUGACACGGGCACUAAACUUGUCAGCGUUCUAUCAUGAUCACUCAAUAAAGUUAUUGAAUAAUUUGUACUUUUUGACUCGGAGGCCGGGGAGACGAGAAGGGUUCUAUUUUUUUGUUUCUUUUUAUGCAGCACAUUGCAGCAACCACUGUCUUUAUUUUCCUAUUGUAUCUACUGAGUAUGGUGUUGAUAUAAAUAUAUUAUAAUGAGAUAUAUCCGUGUACAUUUGUAAAUAUGUAUGUAAAAUGAACAGCAGCUUUAAUAAAGUCUGAGAUGGUUUCCUCUA
This is a messenger RNA of Gymnodraco acuticeps, 6325 nucleotides long. It is a transcript of the gene mcf2la, whose product is annotated as mcf.2 cell line derived transforming sequence-like a. The record is from RefSeq and is a predicted model, not a curated record. Gene Ontology annotation, cellular component: extrinsic component of membrane; cytoplasm. NCBI's taxonomy places the organism in Eukaryota, Metazoa, Chordata, Actinopteri, Perciformes, Bathydraconidae. The transcript has 33 exons. Gene Ontology annotation, molecular function: guanyl-nucleotide exchange factor activity; protein binding. The coding region runs from base 308 to 3892 and encodes 1194 amino acids. Gene Ontology annotation, biological process: positive regulation of Rho protein signal transduction; intracellular signal transduction.